Molecule: messenger RNA, 2738 nt
Organism: Oncorhynchus mykiss (rainbow trout)
Lineage: Eukaryota; Metazoa; Chordata; Actinopteri; Salmoniformes; Salmonidae
Product: purine nucleoside phosphorylase
Biological process (GO): nucleoside metabolic process
Cellular component (GO): cytoplasm
Molecular function (GO): purine-nucleoside phosphorylase activity
Source: RefSeq, a predicted model, not a curated record
ACGGAGGUUUAUAUACCCUCAAAGUAAACUUCCGAAACUUUUAGAAGCGUCAGUACUGAGUUGAGUUGGCUAUGAUUUAAAUAGGCCUAUUUAUCUCUUUACAAACGUUUCACACAUUUAGUCUCAUUGAGGCUAUCCAAACUUGUCAGGUCAGUUAGUCGGUCCAUAAUUUAUUUGAAAAGUAAUUUUUGGCAACUUGCAGGAGCAUCAUCAUGUAUCCAGAAUCUACAGUGGGGUGCAGCUUUGAGGAGUGCAGUGCUACAGCUGAAUGGCUCCUGUCCCGGACAGAGAUACGCCCCCUGGUGGGGAUAGUUUGUGGCUCAGGCUUGGGAGGCUUGGCAGAAAUGCUAAAAGACCAGAUGGCAUUUAAAUACAGCGACAUUCCUAACUUUCCCCAGAGCACAGUGCAUGGUCACGCUGGCAGGUUGGUGUUUGGCAUGCUGAAAGGGAAAGCAUGUGUUUGUAUGCAGGGAAGAUUCCAUCUCUAUGAGGGAUACCCCAUCCAUAAGGUCACAAUGCCCAUGCGGAUUUUCAAGCUGCUGGGUGUGGAAACUGUCAUCCUGACCAAUGCAGCUGGAGGCCUCAAUCAAGACUACAAGGUUGGGGACAUCAUGAUCAUCAAAGACCACAUCAACAUGCCUGGGUUCGCUGGGAACAACCCACUGGCAGGACCCAAUGAUGAGAGGUUCGGGGUUCGGUUCCCCUCCAUGUCUGAUGCGUACGACAGGGAACUUCUGCAGCUGGCACAAGGUGUGGGGGCGGAGCUUGGCUUUGCAGACUUCCUGAGAGAGGGAGUUUACUGCGUCCUGGGCGGGCCCUCGUUCGAAACCAUCGCUGAGUGUCGUAUGAUGAACAGACUGGGGGCUGACGCUGUGGGCAUGAGUACGGUGCACGAGGUGAUUGUAGCGCGUCACUGUGGGAUGCGUGUGUUCGCCCUGUCCCUGAUCACCAACCAGGCUGUGAUGGACUACGACAGCCAGGAGAAGGCCAACCACGAGGAGGUCCUGGAGACAGGCCAGCUGAGGGCAAAGCAGCUAGAGCGACUGGUGUCCAACAUGGUGACCCAUAUAGAGCACAACAAUAACGACGCCUGAUAACUCUGACUGAAUGUGGUUACACCGUGUGUGUAUGGGGGAAGGGGGGCAUUCCGUAAUCACCCUAUUGUACGUCCCCUAGAUAUCUGGCCACGCUGUUCUUUUUCUGUACUUUAACAUUCUUCAAGGUAGCUGUUUGUUGACAACAUGACUCAUUGUUUGUGUUAUGGAAACAUGACAAUUCGGAGUAAAGUACUAUUAUUUAUGAGCCCUGCACUAAACGUUUAUAAAUAUAGAGCUGUAUUGAGGUGAACUGACCCGGUGCACUGACAAUUUAAUGUGUUAACUUUAUAUUUAUUUUUGUUCAGUUCAGAAAUACUUGCACGUUGUACAUUUUCUAACAAGUGUGACUAAUAUGUAGAUUUUAAAAUUAGAUGAUAUAGGUGAAGUAAAUUACCAAAACGUAAGGGUGUUCCCAUAAUAUAGUGGGCUCUAAAGUGCGACCAAUUUGGUCGCAAAUGCAACAAAAUAUUUUCCCGUGCGAACUGCAGUUUUAAUUUUGGAGCACAGAGAGAAUGGUAAAGGGAUAGCUUCUUCAGGAGAUCCGUGAUUCUAGUAAAGAUGGUUCAGUAUGAAGAUGAUUAGAAACUGCUUCUCCAAUAGAAAUCCCAGAUCAUGCAUGCAUGCGAUGUCCUGGCAAAGUUAGCUAGCUAAACUCAUGUGCGGAAACACAUCAUUGGGUCGAACUGUCGUGUUGCACUGAAUUGCGCAUUUGCAUUCCGUCAAAUCAAAGGCACUCCUUCGAUAUAAAUGAAAACGUGUAAGUUUGUCACUUUCACAAGGUUAUGACAUGUUCAGCUACUUAAAACAUUGGCUCGAAUCUAGAUUGAAAAUCGAGAAAAUUAACGACCAAGGAAGAUUUUUCCACUCAUUGGUUUCCCAAACCCCAGUCUGGUCUGUCGAGUCGGCUUUGCGCCACGUUCCUGGAACUAUCACAAUGUUGUGCCUCUCUUGAGUAAAAAAAAAAAGCCACUUCCGGUAAUGGCCGUACCCCUUUCUAGUCAAAACCAUGAAUGUCAGAUCUUUUGCCUGUAGACAUCACAAACUUGACGCUCUUAAAGAGACACUGUACCAUUUACAAUGUAAUGCAUCUCAAUAAGAAAAUAGUGCUUUUGCAUAAUGUAGAAACCUUAUAUUCCCCACAUGACCAGUAUUUGUAUCAACAUUUUAGCUUUUUAUAAUAAACCAAUGUAUUUACAGCAUAACAUAUUCGUUUCUAGGGCACAACAUGUGCUUCAGAAAUAUAAUUAAUUUAGGCUAUAUAUGCUCUAUAAAAAAACGUUGCACUUCUGAUUUUUUACAGUUGGGAGCACCAGUGCUACCCAUGACAUGUUUGAAUUUAGACUGACUGUAACGUGCUGUAAAGUAGCAGUGUGUUGGUGUAUUAACAAUUAUGUUCUCUGUAUAUUUUUAAUACUUAUUUAUAGAAGCACUUUUUUAUCGUGUAAUGGAUGCUUUUUAGUCAACGUCUUAAAAAGGGGUUAAACUAGAUUAUUUUACCUUCCAAACGAUGGGUAGUUUUAGCUUUGCCUUUAUAAGAAUGCUCAUGAAUGUGUAUAUCGAUGGGGAUUGAAAGGUGAAUAUAGGGUAUUUUGUUGGUGCUACACAAGUCUUACUGUCACAAUAAACGGAGUCAACUUGAUA